AUGGUCAGAUUGAGACAGUUUGUGGUUGCCGCCAGCGAGGAAAGGCUGCUCGUAGCUGCCACCAGCCGGCGGUUUCAUGGUGGAGAGAGAAGCGAGAAAGAAAGAAAGAGGGCAUUAUGUGAAGUGGAAGCAAAAUUGUUUGUCUCGUACACACAUGAUGAUUACCUUGUGAGUGAAGAAAAAUGCAUCGAAAAAGACAAGAUAGAGUCAAAGACAAGAAGACCAACCAUUCGUCCCUCUCUACGAGGGAGGUCCCCCUCCAAUCCGUUUUCCACUCUACCCAUCAACCAACAACAGACAUAA
Dovyalis caffra is the source of this 303-nucleotide messenger RNA. NCBI's taxonomy places the organism in Eukaryota, Viridiplantae, Streptophyta, Magnoliopsida, Malpighiales, Salicaceae. The record is from the annotation of a GenBank genome assembly.